ACAAAACAUGGGUUCGGCAAGAACAUCGUUGCUUUUCUAUUUUCUCUUGUUUCUUUAUUUGCAUCACAACUUUGUUUCCAACGUAGACUCACGAUCUUUACGUCUAGCCUCCGCCGAUACAAGCCAUGUUUCCACCAUAUCCAAGCCAGAAAGUAGUAUUGGAUACGGUGGAAAGACACCGAAACUAGAAGUCUUUAUUCGAAAAGGUGGUGGUGGUAGAGGAGGAGGAGGAGGACGCGGUGGCGGUAGCCGUGGCGGUGGUAUCAGGGGAGGAAGAUAUGAUCGUCUAAGGCACUCUCGCGGCGGGUUAGGAGGGUAUCCGUAUUUUGGGACGUCGCACCACCAUGCUACUCGUUCAAGCGGUAGCCGGUAUGUUGGAAGGCCAGGGUGUGGCUGGUUGGGGUUAUUAUCAGUUUCGGCCGGUUUAGUUUUGGUUUUGUAG
Capsella rubella is the source of this 442-nucleotide messenger RNA. Its product is annotated as keratin, type II cytoskeletal 1. The transcript has a single exon. Bases 8 to 442 code for a protein of 144 amino acids. Lineage: Eukaryota; Viridiplantae; Streptophyta; Magnoliopsida; Brassicales; Brassicaceae. The record is from RefSeq and is a predicted model, not a curated record.